CAUGCUUAGCCCUGCGCUCUGCGUGCUAUGCAGCCGGGCAGACAUCGCCUGCAGAUCGCCGAUCGAUCGUCUUCCUCAUGGACAAUGCAUGUUUUUUCAAGUGUGUGAGAGAAGGGAGGUUGCCUCUUCAAGGACUAGUACUGUACCUGCCAACUACAGUUUCUCAGGAACGUUGGGAAACCAGCUAAACAACACCCCUCCACCCCCCACUCUGCCCUGCUGGUCUCUACUAAUGACCGAAAUUCUGCUUUGACCAUGUCAUUGUCUCCAAUCCUGCUGUGUCCUCCGUGUUGGGUCUGCACCAGUGCCGGAUUUACGUAUAAGGAGCUUCUAAUACAUUAUUGCCUUAAUGGCUCUGCCGUCUCCAGAUCCGCAGUACGUUCUGCGGGGAACAACUGAUGCAGUCAAUGCUCUGUGCUUUCACUGUUCAUAUCCAGAACCGGAAGUUCCCAUUCUUUUCUCUGGAUCUUCUAAUGGGCUGGUCCAUAUCUGGAAUCUGAAAACCCGCAGGGUGGAUAGGACACUGGAUGGCCAUGGUGGGAAAUCAGUGUACUGGGUGAAAGCUUUACGCAACAGGAAAAAUGCACUUCUUAGCCAGGGCCGUGACCAAAACAUCUGCCUGUGGGACUUGGCCGAAGGAAGGAGUGCUGUCACAGACUCUGUUUCCACGGAGAAUAUUGGGUUCUGCAAAUGCUCCCUCUUGGAGGUUGAAGAGAGACGGUGGCUACUAGCCAUGCCAUGGAAAGGCCUGGAAGAGGUUCGGGUUUUGGAGCUGCCAUCCAAGAUUUCAGUCUGUACCUUGAAGCCAGAGGCCAAUGCCAAGUUGGGCAUGCCCAUGUGUCUGAAGAUAUGGCAGCCCAAGGUCAGCUUGCAUCCUUCCCUUCUGGUCGGCUAUGAGGAUGGAUCAGUGGUUCUGUGGAAUUUGUCAAUGGGGAGAAUGCAGAGCCGGCUCACAUGUCAUCAGGAGCCAAUCAUGGGCCUUGACUUUGACUCUGAGAAGGCCAAGGGGGUCUCAGCCUCGUCUGAGAAGAUGCUUUGCUGCUGGAGCUGCAAUGAGCAGCAGAGCCUAGAGCUCCAACAAACGUAUGAACUCACCAAUCCCGGGAUCGCCGAGGUGACCCUCCGCCAAGACAAGAAAAUCCUGGCGACUGCCGGCUGGGAUCACCGCGUCCGCCUCUUCGGCUGGAAGAAGAUGAAGCCUUUGGCCGUCCUGGACUACCACACGGCAGCAGUCCAUUGCGUGGCCUUUUCAGACCACAGCCAGCCCAAGGAGAGGCUGAUGGCGGCCGGCUCCAAAGAUCGCCGCAUCAGCGUCUGGUCAAUAUAUAAUCAAACGUGAAACGGCGUUGGAGCUGAAGAAGGAAGAAAGGGCAGAAGUUUGCGAUUUAGAGUUAAAGGGCAACUCAGAGCAAGGCGAGACAGAGAAUAGAAGUACUAUCUCACCAGGACUGCAGGACUCACAACCCCACUUAGCAGAAGGAGACAACAGGGUUGCUUUCAGGGUGGAGAAAAAUCAAUGAUUAUUAUUUACUUUUUUAAAUCAGAUUUUUUUGAUUUGAAUUGAUUUUUUUAUUAUUCAAAUUGGAUUUUUAAAAUAAAAUGCUUUCUAAAAUCUUUCUAAAGAUAGUUUUCUAUUUAAGUUACAUGCUAGUCCAAAGGCUAUUCAUCAGGAAAUAAGGAUUUGUUUUAAGUUUUUCAUGUGUGCUGAAACUCAGUCUAAGUUGUGUGUGUGGGUUUUUUUAAUAAAAAAAUGAACAGUUUAACCACAUCAGUUAACAAACACGGAUGCGUAUGCUAUAAUGUUAUUGUUUCGGUUAAAUAAAUUGUUUACAUUGUUAUUAAGGAAAUGAUUAUUUUUCUCCUUCCAAUAAAGUACAGGAGAAAAGUUGUCCAAAUAUAAACAGUUAACUUAUUAAACCUCACAAUAAUUUCAUAAUUAUCUGUCUAUGUAUUUCUAAUAGUAUAACCAAAUCAGUAAUUUUUGAUAUAACUGUAAAAACUACUCUGACAAUUUAUUAUUCCAAAAACGAAACCUUCAUCUGGUUGUAAAUAUUAAGAUUAUACCAGCAAGAAUGAGUCUUUCUGUAAAAAAAAAAUGAUUUAAAUCAAGUCUUACUGACUAGUGAUUUAAAUCGAUAUGAUUUAAAUCAAAUCCACCCCGGUUGCUUUGCCACAUUUUAAAGUAAGUGAUCUGAGCUAUCCAACUGUCACUGGUGGUUCUUCCAUUGAGGUCCUCCUUGACACCUGACUGCUCAUCUACACUUCGGUUUCUCCUGUUUUUCCUUUUUUCCUGCUAUUUUUUUCUGAGAAACCCCCCUGUUUACCUUGGGUUUUGUGUGGAUUGGCACUUGAUCCAAUUCAGCAGCAAACAGCAGGGGUUUUUUUGAGGGGGGGGGGAAUUGGAUGUGGCAAAUGAAAAACCUCUCAAACCCACGCUUAGAAAUUACGGGACAAAAAGAAAUAGUUGAUGAGUCUUGUUGAUGGUUUCUCCCUGACUUGACAACAUGCCUAUUCUUGAAGUCUCUUGUAACAGAGUGGGGGAAAGAACUGGAUAAUAUUUUACUGGUUAAGGUGUAGGAGGGCAGAACAGUGAGUGUACUAAUGUCCAUGAGAGCUAUGUCCGAGAAAUUCAUACUUCGUCAUGUUAUCUUUAUUCCUAUAUUUUGUUUCUGAAUAUGAUUCUUUAAAUAAUAAUAAUGAUAAUAAUAAUAAUAAUAAUAAUAAUAAUAAUAAUAAUAAUAAUACACGUUAAAUUGUACUGGACAUAUUGGUUCCAGCUCAAACUGCAGCCUGACUGAAGUUUUGCAUUACUGGCACUAGGUUUUGAGGAUCCUUUGGCAAUAUGUCCUCUGACUGCCCUCCUUCUCCUCACUACCUUCCCCACCACUUGGGUAGACUCUAGGUAAAGGUAAAGGGACCCCUGACCAUUAGGUACAGUCGUGACUGACUGGGGUUGCGGCCCAUCUCGCCUUAUUGGCUGAGGGAGCCGGCGUACAGCUUCCAGGUCAUGUGGCCAGCAUGACAAAGCCACUUCUGGCGAACCAGAGCAGCACACAGAAACGCCAUUUACCUUCCCGCCAGAGCGGUACCUAUUUAUCUACUUGCACUUUGACGUGCUUUUGAACUGCUAGGUUGGCAGGAGCUGGGACCAAGCAACGGGAGCUCACCCCGUCGUGAGGAUUCAAACCGCCGACCUUCUGAUCGGCAAGCCCUAGGCUCUGUGGUUUAACCCACAGCGCCACCCGCGUCCCUCGGGUAGAAUCUAGACACUUACAAAAAACCGUUGUAAAAGUGGGGUUUUUUUAAUGUUUUGAAAAAUAUAUUGAAUUUGCCAUAGCUCACCAGCACCAUCUGGUGUCAGCUUUGUAUAAUGCACUUUACAACAUUAAACUCUUAAAAUGUUUUAUUUGCAGCUGAGUCCUUGCUCUCUGCUAUACAGAGGGAAAGGGCAAGCCGAGCUGGUGCCUGUUGCUCCUUCUACUCUAGAGCAGGGGCCAGUAGUGGAGGGCCCUGUCUAGGCCUGGGGCCUCAGCAGGGGCCCAACAACACAAGCUUCCGUGCCGGCCAGCCUACAUUCCUGUGAGUAAGCCCAAAUUGAACGAAAUGGGGACUUCCCUCUGAAUAAGCAUGUACCUGUACUGUUAACCAGGAAAGGGAGGUUCUUGCCAUAGUUUGUGAUUGCUCUGCCCACCCGCACCAAUAUAUAGCAGUUUGAAGGAGUGGGGGACUGCAGGCAAUGUCUUGGAAGGUG
Zootoca vivipara (common lizard) is the source of this 3751-nucleotide messenger RNA. RefSeq names its product G protein subunit beta 1 like (gene GNB1L). Lineage: Eukaryota; Metazoa; Chordata; Lepidosauria; Squamata; Lacertidae. The record is from RefSeq and is a predicted model, not a curated record. Gene Ontology annotation, molecular function: protein binding.